GCCAGUGCCUUGUGGCUGACAGCAGUUAGUGAGCCACACGGUUAGUUAAUGCUUUUAGGACAAUCUCUAUAUUUUCUCAUUUAUUGAAUUAAUACGAUGUCUUCGCUUCUUAAGGUGGACAAUGAAAUCAAAACAAAGGUCGACGCUUUCAGGGAACGAAUUACAUCAGAGGCAGAAGACCUGGUUGCAAACUUUUUCCCGAAGAAAUUGUUAGAGUUGGACCAGUUUUUGAAGGAUCCCAUAAUUAAUAUUCGUGAGUUGAAAGAAAUUCAUUCAGAGAUCAAUCUGACUGUACCAGACCCAAUUCUGCUUACAGACAUCCAUGAUGGACUUGAGGGGCAAAACGCUAAAAAGAGGAAACUUGAAGAUGGUGCAAGAGAUGACAAAGUUGGCGGGACCAAGGUCUUUGUAAUGCCUGGCGGAAUGAUGAAAAGUAAUGGCAAGCUAGUGGACCUGAUUGAAAAAGUCAAGCCUGAAAUCAGAACCGUCAUUGAAAAGUGCAAUACAGUCAAGAUGUGGGUUCAGUUGUUAAUCCCGAGAAUAGAGGAUGGCAACAAUUUUGGCGUCUCAAUUCAAGAGGAGACCGUUACAGAACUAAGAACAGUGGAAGGGGAGGCAGCAUCUUUCUUGGACCAGAUAUCUAGAUACUACAUCACCAGGGCAAAGCUGGUUUCCAAAAUAGCAAAAUACCCUCAUGUUGAGGACUAUCGUCGAACAGUGACAGAGAUUGACGAAAAGGAAUACAUCAGUCUCAAGAUAAUAGUGUCAGAAUUGAGAAAUCAAUAUGUAACAUUACAUGACAUGAUCCUGAAGAACAUUGAGAAGAUCAAGAGGCCAAGGAGCAGCAAUACAGAUGCUCUAUACUAAGAUCACCGUCUCCGUUUGUUCUUAGCCCAUUGUUCCACGCUUUGGAGCUUGCAUUAGCUUUCAGCUAGUUCCAGAGCUUUCCUGUCAUCCAUUAUAACCAGGCCUGUUCAUAUAGGCCUCAUAGAACAUGUCACUUAAGAUAUAAUUGUAAAAUAUGGUUGCUAUUUUAAACCCUUUAAAAGUAAACCCGUUUUGUUUCUAAACGGACAGUGUAGAUGUUUUAAGGCAGAGCCUGAACAUGCCUCCUAAGGAAACUGUCUCAAAUUUGAUUUUCUUUAUUAAAGAAACAUCACAACAGUGGGUUCUUUUUUUUGCAAAGCCAAAUUACACGUUCUGUUAUUGAAAGAAUUCAGGACAUUUUAAGUAUUUCUGAGCCUCUUUAUGGGUAAUUUGAUUAAUAACGGUCAUCCACACAUGAUGAUCAGUUUCUCCAGUUGGAAAGAAAGAGCUCUUAUCAAUGCUGUAUUUCACAAGCGGUUGUGUUGUUGUAUCUGAAAUGUACAUGUAGGUUAAAGCGAAAUGAAAGCAGUUUUUGUGCAAGAUUUUAUUUGGAGUGUGAGCUGACAGUUAUUACAUAAUGGAAUACAUAUAUUUUACAUCUGAAAUUACAGAUUCAUCAAUGUCUGGAAGCUUUUUAUGGUUCUUUUUGUCCAGUUUAAAGAAUGAUACAUUUUGCUGAAUAAACUAUUGUUUUUACAAGACA
Messenger RNA from Triplophysa dalaica, 1570 nucleotides. It is a transcript of the gene psme3, whose product is annotated as proteasome activator subunit 3. The transcript is spliced from 11 exons. Lineage: Eukaryota; Metazoa; Chordata; Actinopteri; Cypriniformes; Nemacheilidae. Gene Ontology annotation, molecular function: endopeptidase activator activity. Gene Ontology annotation, biological process: regulation of proteasomal protein catabolic process; positive regulation of endopeptidase activity; regulation of G1/S transition of mitotic cell cycle. The coding region runs from base 97 to 867 and encodes 256 amino acids. Gene Ontology annotation, cellular component: nucleoplasm; cytoplasm; proteasome activator complex. The record is from RefSeq and is a predicted model, not a curated record.